AUGUGGAAUGUUUUCAGCACUCAGUGGAUAGGUGCUAGAAAUGUCAUUGUUGUCAUCAUCAUUGAAGGAUAUUUUAAGGUCGUCUUCUUCAAUUGUUUUUUAUCCUUAUUACUGGUGGCUGCUGUGGUAUGGAAGAUCAAACAAACUUGUUGGGCUUCUCGACGAAGAGAGCAACUGCUUCGAGAACGACAGCAGAUGGCCAGCCGUCCCUUUGCUUCUGUUGAUGUAGCUCUGGAAGUAGGAGCUGAACAAACAGACUUUCUGCGAGGGCCAUUAGAGGGGGCACCCAAACCAAUAGCCAUGGAGCCAUGUGCUGGGAACAGAGCUGCUGUUCUGACUGUGUUUCUUUGUCUACCACGAGGAUCAUCGGGGGCCCCUCCUCCUGGGCAGUCAGGCCUUGCGAUUGCCAGUGCCCUAAUAGACAUUUCACAACAGAAACCUUCCGAUAGUAAAGACAAGACUUCUGGAGUCCGAAAUCGAAAGCACCUCUCCACACGUCAAGGAACUUGUGUCUGAGAAAUGGAAAACGCUCCUGUAUAUCCUGUAAUGUUUUACUCUUUAAAUGGCUUCCAUUAAAGCUGUUCUAUGACUCAGA
Messenger RNA from Galeopterus variegatus (Sunda flying lemur), 595 nucleotides. RefSeq names its product attractin-like protein 1. Lineage: Eukaryota; Metazoa; Chordata; Mammalia; Dermoptera; Cynocephalidae. The record is from RefSeq and is a predicted model, not a curated record. Gene Ontology annotation, cellular component: Golgi apparatus. The coding region runs from base 1 to 516 and encodes 171 amino acids. The transcript is spliced from 5 exons.